Molecule: messenger RNA, 621 nt
Organism: Ustilaginoidea virens
Lineage: Eukaryota; Fungi; Ascomycota; Sordariomycetes; Hypocreales; Clavicipitaceae
Exons: 4
Coding region: 1-621 (206 amino acids)
Biological process (GO): copper ion transmembrane transport
Cellular component (GO): membrane
Molecular function (GO): copper ion transmembrane transporter activity
Source: RefSeq, a predicted model, not a curated record
AUGGACAUGGCCUCGACCACAACAGCCGCAGCCAUGCCCUCCCGUCCCACGGCCGGCAUGGGCAUGGGCAUGGGCAUGGGCAUGGGCGGCGGCACCGGCUGCAAGAUUUCCAUGCUCUUCAACCUCUACACCAUAGACGCCUGCUUCCUCUCGUCGCAGUGGAAAAUCACCUCGGCGGGCAUGUUCGCCGGCUCCUGCAUCGGCGUCUUCCUCCUCGCCCUUUCUCUCGAGUUUCUCCGCCGCUCCGUCAAGGAGUACGACCGGUUCCUCGUCAAGCAGCAUCGCGCCAAGUACGCCGGCCAGACCGCCAAGCCCAGCACCUCCGACUCCGCCACCAGCAAGGACGGCCUGCAGGCUCAAGCUCCCGCCGGGGCGGCAUGCGUCCGGGUUCCGCCGUUUCGGCCCAACGUCUGGCAGCAGGGCGUUCGGGCGUUGCUGCACCUGCUGGUCUUUUUUGUGGCCUAUAUCCUCAUGCUGCUUGCCAUGUACUACAAUGGCUAUCUCCUCAUUUGCAUCUUCCUCGGCUCCUUCAUCGGCGCCUUCGUUUUUCAGUGGGAGACCCUCGCCGGAGCCCAGGAAAACACGAGCGCGGCCCAAGAAGCAACCGUCUGCUGCGGAUAA